This is a messenger RNA of Vigna umbellata (rice bean), 745 nucleotides long. RefSeq lists its product as uncharacterized. Gene Ontology annotation, molecular function: metal ion binding. NCBI's taxonomy places the organism in Eukaryota, Viridiplantae, Streptophyta, Magnoliopsida, Fabales, Fabaceae. The record is from RefSeq and is a predicted model, not a curated record.
AGUCACUUUCUGGUUCCUUCCACUUUGAAAGCCAUCGUUAGUGCCAACUAUAUCUCUCUAAGCAUAAGAUUGAUAAACACAGUCCUCCCUCAGAAUAUCUUCAUAUUGUGAUGAGCCUGAAAAACGCGAAGAGGACAAUGAGGAACGGUUUCAUGUGCCCCUCUGAGGCAUCAACAGCAGUUUGGUCUGUGGUUGUGCCUCGGAGUAGGAGUAAGAUACAUAAAAGAAGUGUUUCUCUGGAUGAUACAAGGUUGUUCAACUGUUCCAGCUACUCCAAACUUGUUCACUCUGCCACUGCCACCUUCAAUUCAGCAGCUCACAAGAAAUGUGACUCUCUCUCUUCAGCAAACAUCCAGCAGAGUAGCCAAGAUCAAGACAAUGGAUCAAGCCAACUUCACAAAACGACAGCAGAUCAUGUCUUCCAGGUGGUUGUGAUGAAGGUCUCUAUUCACUGUGAAGGAUGCGCUGGUAAAGUGAAAAAGCAUCUGUCUAAGAUGGAAGGAGUCACAUCAUUCAGUGUAGACGUGGAGUCGAAGAGGGUGACAGUGAUGGGAUACGUUUCUCCGGUGGGAGUUCUUCAGAGCAUUUCUAAGGUCAAGAGGGCUGAGUUCUGGAAUUGUUAGAGCCACUGCACUAAUGUUCCAAAUUUUUCUUGCUUUUACCACUGCAACAUUUCAUGUUUGUGCUUAGAUUCAUGUUGGAUGACUUGGUAUCACGUUAAAAAUAUCAACUUUUUUUAUUUCAA